Messenger RNA from Ustilaginoidea virens, 1593 nucleotides. RefSeq lists its product as uncharacterized. Gene Ontology annotation, molecular function: mRNA binding; protein binding. The transcript has a single exon. The coding region runs from base 1 to 1593 and encodes 530 amino acids. Gene Ontology annotation, cellular component: catalytic step 2 spliceosome. Gene Ontology annotation, biological process: mRNA splicing, via spliceosome. The record is from RefSeq and is a predicted model, not a curated record. Lineage: Eukaryota; Fungi; Ascomycota; Sordariomycetes; Hypocreales; Clavicipitaceae.
AUGGCGGAUUUCGGCGAGUACCCGCCCAACAUGGCCCCCCAGGAUGCACUUGUGGUACGGCAACAAGCCGGACAGGACCACGCCGUGGUGCCAUAUACUGCGGACGAUUUGUCGAGGCCCAAGUUCGGCCCAGCAAAUCCUUUCAAGGACGAGUCAAUAACGACAAAGCGGAAAAACAUACUCACAGGACAUGCGGAAGAGACCUUUCUAGGCGAACAUACAUUUAGAACAAAAUACAGAGCAGUCGAGCGGAAAGGUGGACCGGACCGAGAAUACCGGACUGGAGCAACAUUGAAAGAGCAGGCUGCAGGACUUCGAGCCACUCGCGACAAGAAAGGAGAUGCCGCCAUUGCCGAAGGGUCCGGCUCUUAUGUCGGUCCCUGGGCCAGGUACAAUCGGCCAGCAUACGAAACAGUGGAAGAGGGCGAAGAGCUUGCGAGCGACGAAGAACACGAGGUAGUAGAAGAAGACGAGGGAGAUGUGGUUGAGAGCGGGACGGUCCUACGAGCACCUGAUACAGCCCUUGCACGGCGAAAAGAGGUUCAAGAACUCGGAGACGAGACGACCACCUUUCAUGGCUCAGCAGAAUUUGAUUACCAGGGCCGAUCGUACAUGCACGUGCCCCAAGACUUGGAAGUCGACCUGGAAAAGGAGCCCGGAAGUACAACGAAUUACAUACCGAAGAAGCAGAUACACGCCUGGAAGGACCAUAAAAUGGCCGUUACUGCUUUGCGCUUUUUCCCUGACUCAGGGCAUCUGCUGCUGUCUGCUAGCGCCGACUCCACGGUCAGAAUACGCGACGUGUACCAUGACAAAGAGUUGUUACGGUCAUACUCAGGGCAUUCGAAAGCUGUUUCCGACAUCUGCUUCAACGCAUCUGGCACACAGUUCCUUUCCGCGUCGUACGACCGCAUGAUGAAACUGUGGGAUACGGAAACUGGCGCCUGCAUCAACAAGUUUACGACGGGAAAGACGCCUCAUGUGAUCAAGUUCAACCCCGAUCCCGAACACUCCAACGAAUUCCUGGCCGGCAUGUCAGACAAGAAGAUUGUUCAGUUCGACAUUCGAACACCCGGCGAAAUCGUGCAGGAAUACGAUCAUCAUCUUGCCGCCAUCAAUACCAUUACAUUUGUGGAUCAGAACCGUCGUUUCAUGACCACGUCGGAUGACAAGUCCCUGCGCGCCUGGGAUUAUAAUAUCCCUGUCCCCAUCAAAUACAUUGCUGAGCCGGACAUGUAUCCCAUGACAAACGCAGCCUCGCACCCGAGUGGCAAGUAUGUUGCGUACCAAAGUUCUGAUAACCAGAUCCUGGUCUACGGCGCCAACGACAAGUUCCGACAAAACAGAAAGAAGAAUUACCGUGGACACAACAAUGCGGGGUUGGCCAUAGAUCUGGACUGCAGCCCGGAUGGCCAAUUCUUGGCUUCGGGAGAUUCUGGUGGCUUCGUCUGCUUUUGGGACUGGAAGACCUGCAAGAUGUAUCACAAGCUUCGAGCAGGCAGCCAGGCGGUCACUUGUGUCAAAUGGCAUCCCCAAGAGACCAGCAAGGUAGCUUCAGCAGGUCUUGACGGAGAAAUCAGAUAUUGGGAUUAG